AAGCGAAGGGAAGCGGCCAUUCGGAGAGGGGCCAAAGGGGGGCGUUUCUUCAGCAAGGGCGGGCAGCUGCUGGCCUGAUUGGCCGCGGUGUCGUUUCCACCCCCGAAGGCGAAUAGAGUCUUAGAAUCCGCCUGCCGGGAUGGAGCGUUUUGUGGGUCGCCGGGCUCUGGUGACCGGGGCGGGCAAAGGGAUCGGCCGAGCUGUGGCUGCAGCCUUGAGCCGGGCCGGGGCACAGGUGGUGGCGCUGAGCCGGACCCAGGCGGACCUCGACUGCCUGCAGGAAGAGUGCCCUGGAAUUCAGACAGUGUGUGUGGAUUUGGGAGACUGGGAGGCCACAGAGGCAGCAUUGAACGAAGUGGGCGAUAUUGAUCUACUGGUGAAUAAUGCUGGGAUAGCAUUGCUGCAGCCAUUCCUAGAGGUGACUAAGGAGGCCUUUGACAGGUCUUUCAAUGUCAACCUUCGGGCUGCCCUGCAGAUCUCCCAGAUUGUCGCUCGGAAGCUAAUUGCUCGAGGAGCUCCAGGUGCAAUAGUGAAUGUCUCAAGCCAGGCCUCACAGAGGGCUUUGCUCUGUCACACAGUAUACUGUUCCACCAAGAGUGCCUUGGACAUGCUGACCAAAACAAUGGCUCAGGAGCUGGGGCCUCACAAGAUCCGGGUAAACAGUGUUAACCCGACUGUUGUCCUGACUGAGAUGGGACGCCACAAUUGGAGUGAUCCCCAGAAGGCUGCAGCUAUGACAAGCCGUAUCCCAUUGGGGAAGUUUGCAGAGGUGGCUGAUGUGGUGAACAGCAUCCUCUUCCUGCUGAGCGACCAAAGCAACAUGACGACAGGUGUCGUGCUGCCAGUUGAUGGGGGAUUCCUUGUCAGUUAAAGCACAGCGUAUGCUCCAUUCCCUACGGAACUGUGAUCUCAGUUGAUUAUCUAGCCACCCUAAAGGAGUUAUAAAGAAACUGAUCCACUACCAGGACCUCUGGAAUGAGUACAUAAUACAGAUGCCCCUUCCUUCCCCUACUGGUCCUAAACAAAUCAUGACUCCUUACUUAUGGAGAAAUGUUUUAUUGUAUAAAAUAAGAAGUGUUUGGCUCAUCACUCUACACGAUGAUUAAAAACUGGACCUGUUUCCACCCUGA
Molecule: messenger RNA, 1130 nt
Organism: Heteronotia binoei (common prickly gecko)
Lineage: Eukaryota; Metazoa; Chordata; Lepidosauria; Squamata; Gekkonidae
Gene: DCXR
Product: dicarbonyl and L-xylulose reductase
Exons: 8
Coding region: 140-871 (243 amino acids)
Biological process (GO): xylulose metabolic process; glucose metabolic process
Molecular function (GO): L-xylulose reductase (NADPH) activity; carbonyl reductase (NADPH) activity
Source: RefSeq, a predicted model, not a curated record